This is a messenger RNA of Cokeromyces recurvatus, 2044 nucleotides long. Its product is annotated as IucC family-domain-containing protein. Lineage: Eukaryota; Fungi; Mucoromycota; Mucoromycetes; Mucorales; Mucoraceae. The record is from RefSeq and is a predicted model, not a curated record. Gene Ontology annotation, biological process: siderophore biosynthetic process. The transcript is spliced from 5 exons. Bases 91 to 1989 code for a protein of 632 amino acids.
UUUUUUUCUUAUUUUAACUGUAUAAAUUUAAGAAAACUCAACAAUUUUUUUAUUUUUUGACUUUUUUUUUAUCCCAUAUAACUAGCAACUAUGCCUGUUCCUUCUAGUGAUUUUGAUAAAAAUACAUUUUAUGCAACCUUUGCUACAACAUCACGUUUAGUAGCUUGUUUGACAAGUGAAUCUCUUGUUCCCGUUUAUUUUGUUCCUAAUACAGUCGUAAAGACAGAAGAUAACUUAAUCGGUCUUUGUUUAUUGCUACAUCCUGUCAAAACAGAAAACGAAGUUCCUGCUAAGGUAACUCUAGAUUCUAUCUUGGCUGUUGUUCCUCUUCGUGGCAUUCCUAUUUUGAAUAAUAAAUAUUCUGCUAAUUGGAAUGGCAUCCGUUGCUCUCGUAUUGAUUUAGUGGAUAACCUUGAUAUGUUACCUCAUAUAUACUCCAUUAGUAUUACAAACGAUAUUUCAAACAAAUUAAGCAGUCAGCUUACAAAACAGAUACUGAGAACUGUCCUUUCUGAACAGACAGAAUUUAAUAUUGUUGAUGGUUAUGAUGCUGUUCAACUUUGGGAUCGCUUUGCUACCAUUUAUGGUGUCAAUAAUAAAUUAAAGGAACAAAUCGGUCAAGAAUUAGCUUCAUCCAUUUUAUUUCAAAAAUAUACCUAUGAUCACCCAAAAAGUCUACCUACUUUGAACUCAUCUACCGUUGCUUGGGAACAAUCAGUUGUAGAAGGUCAUGCUACACAUCCUAUGCAUAAAGCUCGUAAAAGUUUUCCUCCUAUGAAACCUUUAACACCUGGCUCUUACGAUUUAGAACACCCCAAGAUUCGUCUUGUCGGAGUUCGCCGAGAAAGCGCGACACUACGUGGAGAUUACGAAGAGUUAUCAAAGGAUCUCGUGGAUGCACUUAUUGAAGCAGCAAAUGAGGAUGUACAAACUGUGCGUAACAAAUAUGAUUCGGACUAUGUUUAUAUUGCCAUCCAUGAACUUCAACUCCCUAACGUUGAGCAAAGAUUUCCUGAUGCCUAUAUCUUCCCUGAGCCAUAUAGUAUCCCUGUUGAAGCCUUGGCUUCACUCCGAUCCGUUGCUCGACCCGAUAUUUUAAUCGGCCGAAGUGUCAAGCUCUGUUUAGGCAUUAAAAUUUCUUCUGCUUUACGUACAGUAACACCUUUUACGACCUACUUUGGUCCUGGAUUUUCUUCUCAUGUCGUACCCAAAUUAAACUAUGAUCCUAAUGUUCUUGCUGUGGAACGUGAAAUGGCGACGAUUUCUUAUCGUCAUGAAGAUCCAGAUGUUGCCAAGCAUUGUAGUAGCGUGAUUCGUGAAGCCUUUGAAUAUGAUCCAAAGUAUAAGGAUGAUUUAUUUGUCCCCUGUGGUGUCUUGGUUGAAAAAAUUCAAAAGCCUGAUACAAAUGAAACUCUUCUUACUCAUGUUUGGGAAUUAGAUUCUGAACAAAAGAGAAUUAAUUUCUUAGAGAGAUAUAUUGAUUUGGCUCUUCGAGCUUUCUUACCCCCAUGUCUUGAAAAUGGUGUAGCCUUUGAAGCUCAUGGUCAAAAUACAUUAGCUCGAUUUGACAGAAAGACAGGCCAACUUAAAGGCUUUGUCAUUCGUGAUUUUGGUGGUAUCAAGGUCCACAAUGAGACUCUUAAGAAGUCAACAGGCUGUGAGAUUGAUGUUUUACCUGAUAGCUGUGUUGAAGCUCAUACGAUUGAUGAAGUAUUUAAACUUUUAUAUCAUACAUUGUUCCAUUGUCAAUUCCAACGUUUAAUUCGUGUUUUGGGACUUCAUUAUAACGGCAUUGGCUGGGAGAUGGUUCGUAAACGUAUGUCUGAAUUAAUACCUAAAGACCAUAUUAUGUGGCCUAUGUUUAUGGAAUCUGAAAAGGUACCUGGUAAAUGUUUAGUUCGUAUGAAGAUUGAUGAACUUUACCGUGAUUAUAUUUACCGUCCUGUACCUAAUAUGAUUUUGUUCAAACCUCAAAAGGUUGAAGCUUAAAGAUGUUUAUUUUUCUUUCUUUCUUUUUUUUUUUUUUAUUACUAUUAUAUACUAC